Messenger RNA from Hirsutella rhossiliensis, 1893 nucleotides. RefSeq lists its product as uncharacterized. The record is from RefSeq and is a predicted model, not a curated record. Bases 1 to 1893 code for a protein of 630 amino acids. The transcript is spliced from 2 exons. NCBI's taxonomy places the organism in Eukaryota, Fungi, Ascomycota, Sordariomycetes, Hypocreales, Ophiocordycipitaceae.
AUGUCCUUCUCAGAAUCAGCUUCUCCGACCUUGACGGUGACGGUAGAGGACAUCGCCGCCUGGAGCGAUGAGCGUCUCGGCCGGUUCAUGGACGAUCACCGCGGUCCCGACGGUGAAUUCUGUCUUCCCGUCGACGACUGGACCAAACUGUCACAGAAGGAGCGGCAGCGCCUGGCCGAAAGACUCCGCGCCCAACAAGAAAAGCUGGCCCAGUCUGCCGCUUCCCGCCCACUCGACCUCGACAGACUCGAUGCGCUUUUGCGUCAGAUACCAGACGGCCCCGACACGGCACGGCGAGCUCAGUCGCCAAUUUCGGGAAUAGAAACCCCUUUUAUUGAUUUUGAAAAACAUGAGAUGGAAGACGAGAUGGAGGCAUACCAAAACCUGGUCAAUGAUGGCGGCCGCCCACUGUACCCCAUCGACCUCUUGGAGCAGGUGUCGACAGACGUGCACCUCUUUUCCGACAUGCUUCAGCCCUGGCUCUACCCUGAUCUGGACACUCUGGAGUGGCAGGUUUUCGGGAGACAGUGGGCGAGGUGGGAGCAGUUUCGCAAAUGGCAAAACGACCAUAGAGGGCUUGAAGACGACGACGGCGGCUUCCCAGCCUUUGUCGAGCGGCUGAAGCGCCUUUUCGGGAGAUCGGGAAACGAUACGAAGGUAGCCGAGCUUGAGGCCAACCCAUCAUGCGUGACAUCGAACUGGGAGUGGUGGCAAGGUGAACGAGAGAAGCUUCGGAAUCGCAAUCGAGAGCCCGGAUGCAACAGCUUCUUCGACUACGCCGACGCCAUGAGGAGGCGCCUGGCGCGACACGGAUUCACUGGACCAUUUGACCUGAAGGAGACGCCCAAACAUCAAGACAGUCUGACGACCUGGACCGAGUACCUCUACUUCGAGUACUGGUCGCUCGACUGGUAUGACGACAGAAUAAAGCAGGACCAACCACUCCACGACAAAGCCUGGCAAGAGCUGCUGGAUUCUCAGGUGCUGGAACCCGGCGAUACCCCUGAAAUCCUAUGGAGCUCUGAACACGACGACGGGCAAGAUCGUUGGCAGGAGGCGGUUUUUGCAGCCAAGAACGCCGCGGCAGCAGAGGUGGAAAGGGUCCACACGCUGACCCAGGUUGACCCGGAUCGCCACAACAUGCCCGAGUCAGACCGUUCACGGAUGAUGCGAGAGGCAACGGAAAAUUUAGCGGCGGCCGAGAAAGAGAGCGAGCGCUGCAGGGAACGGGGGGAUCAAAUGCACAAAUACGCCCGCCAAGUGCGGCACUUCCGCCUUAACCGAAGGGACAUGGCCUACCAUGAAAUCCUUGUGGAAUGGGUUCGGCAGCAAGUCCUUCUGGUAGCGGCCGAAUCGACGCAAGCCAAGUCCACCACAGGAGGGGCCAAGAAGAGGGAGCUCGCCUCUGUCCAAGAGGAGCAGCGUUCCAAAAAGCGGAAGCCAAACGGCGGAGAACGUGGCGCGACCUCACCGACCAAGUCGAGACGCCGUCGCAGCCAAGACGAUUCGCCAGUGGCCUCGUCGAGGCCCCCUCCGUCUGCCAGGGGCUCCCUUUCGGAGGGUGCAAGCCCAUCUCUUGAUGAAGCGCCGGUGGCUGAGGAUGCUGCAGGAUCCCCGGACGGCAAUGCCAAACACUCCUUUUCGAAGCGAGAAUCCCGCCCGAGUCCUGAGGCAAUCCGCUCCCCUCGGGCUGCCUCUACGUCCCUCCGACAGAGCAGCCGCCUGCAGGAGGCCCAGAGUGAAAGCGCCCUGCCUCCUGCUGGCACCUGUCCUGAGGCGUCCACCUCGAGGCCGACCAGGGCCAGCGACGGCGGAUCGGCGUCUGCGGCUCCAGCGAAAGAUGGAGGAGUGGCCGAAGAUGGUUCUCCAAAGACAGGCGGCAAGGCGAAAUAG